Molecule: messenger RNA, 3246 nt
Organism: Schizophyllum commune H4-8
Lineage: Eukaryota; Fungi; Basidiomycota; Agaricomycetes; Agaricales; Schizophyllaceae
Exons: 14
Coding region: 1-3246 (1081 amino acids)
Source: RefSeq, a predicted model, not a curated record
AUGUCUUUUCCCGACAACGGCGCGUAUUAUACCUUUCACCUAGACCCAGUCGCGUCUCUGCUAGACAUAGAGGACGAGGAAGUCGCUGAGGCCGCUCGUCGAAUAUCACCCAAGAUCUAUGUGGCAUGCACAAUCAAGACCAUUGGCGCUCCUCAACCUCCGCCGGCGUAUGAAGUGGCGACUAUUGCUCUCGUUCAACAAGGGCUGCCACCUGAAAGUCCCAAAGAAUUCCUGGAAUCAAGGAUUACUCGCGUGCGCAUCAGGACCGAGAAUCGGAACACUUACCCUCCCCAUUCGCUCGGUCCAUCCGAAUGCGUAACGCUCAGAUUCUUAUUCGGCGACGAUGAGCAGCGUCGAGAACGCCUGCGCGACUGCGCAGAGACAGGGAUCGCACCACCGCCCCCUACGCCUAGCAGUAUGGCGCUCGCCAGCAUCAGCAAUGCCGACAGUAAUCGCUCGGACGUACCUUACUGGCAAAUCAUGGCCGCCAGGCGGGAAGCGGCCCUCGCCGAGCCCUCUCUAGAGCUGCAUGUCGAAAUUGACGAGAACUGGGACGCCGAGACCGACUACUCCGAUGCCAGCGGCUACUCAGACGGUGGGAGCGCUGACCGGGGCGACCCGCCUGCUUCCAGUCCGACCCAACCUGGGAAUGAAGCACGGGACGACGUCGUGCGAGAAACGUCUCCGGCGGUCGAAAAUGUCGCGGAAGUCGAGAAUGAUAUACUCGCUGCUCUCACGCAUCGCGCGGACUUGGGCAAUAUUUCGCCUGUCAUUGUACCGCUCUCGUACGAUUUGAGCACCUUGCCUGCGCCCCCUUCACCGAUUGGGUUCAUGGAGGAGUUGAGCGCUAUCAGGAAGAUACGGUCUGACUAUGAGGAGCGCGUACGAAAGCUCAAAGAAGAAGUCCAACGUCGCGAUGACGAGUACAUGGCGGACAUCCAAGCGCGCCGUACCGAAGAGCCUCCAGUACUACAGUCCAAGUGGUCGCUUCUCAGAGGCUUCGCAUUCACCAACAGAGUGAAGGCGCGCUUGGUUAGUAUGGAUCAGCACGAUAAGCAUGUCGCCAAAGCACCCCGAAAACUCUCGGUAAAGGUGUAUGUGGCAUGCUUGACUUGGCCUGUCGGCGUCCCUCAACUGCCGUCCGCGUAUGAGGUGGCGAGCGUUGACCUCGUUCAGCAAGGCCUCCCUCCUGAAAUACCUGACGAGUUUUGCGAAUCCCGGAUGUGUGUUCCCAUCCGACCCAACACCCAGCAUCCAGAUGGGCGCCGACCUGCGCAUUGCUGCCUUCCGCUGCCUUGGGUUGGGUGCUACCAUGUCGCGAUGCAUCGCACGCGCGUACGAAUUAAGACUGAAAUACGGCCCACCGACCCCCCUCAUUCUCUUGCUCCUGCGGAAUGCGUGCUGCUCAACCAUAUGCUCGAAGAUGACAAGGAGAGACGAGCGCGCCUGCGUGAAUGUGCAGUGAAGGGACUCCCGCCGCCACCCGUUGCUGCCGGCGACUACACGAUCUCUGCUAUUAGGUCUGCUGACCAGGAGAUCACGGACAUUCCUCACUGGCAAAUAAGAGCCACCGAGCGAGCCGAACGCCUUGCCAGUCCACCUAACGAAGGUGCCUUCAAAAUGAAGCUCAAGCCGAACUGGGACGCCGAGAGCGACAACAGCGACUACUUUGAAUCAGAUGAUGGUGGUUACAUUGCGCCAGCUUGCGGUUCAGGUCACUCCGAGAACGACGUCCAAGACAACGCUGCGACAAAUCCCGCCGCCGCUGUCGAUGAUAUCGCGGACGUGGAGGAUGCCAUCCUCACUGCUCUCAAUCACCGGGCGGACUUGCGCGAUCUCUCGCCGGUCAUCGUACCGCUCUCAUAUGACCUUAGCGCCUUGACUGCGCCGCCCUCGCCAACUGAAUUUAUGGAAGAGCUGGUUGCUAUCAAGAAAAUACGAUCGGACUACGAGGAGCGCAUCCGACGGCUAAAAGACGAAGUUCGACUUCGCGACGACGAGUACAUGGCGGACAUUGAAGCACGUCGUAACAAACAGUCCCCGGCGCGGUCCAAGUGGUCGGUCCCCUCGAGCAUCAUGCCCAUCACUAACAAGCUGAAGGCUCGCUUGGCGUCUUUGCGCCAUAGGCCUGCGUCGCCAACGAUCGCGUCGCUGCAGGAUAUUGAGGACCAGGCAGUUAUUAAGGCCGCCCGUGAAAUACCGACCAAGGCUUAUGUAGCCAGUACAAUCGAUUAUAUUGGUGCCCCUCAACCUCCACCGGCAUACGCAGUAGGGACCAUUUCUCUUCUUCAGCAAGGCCUCCCGCUUGAUGACCCGGGCGAGUUUCUGGAGUCUCGGAUGUGCGUUCCCGUACGACCGAACACACAACACCCUGAGGGGCGCCGACCUGCUCAUUGCUGUCAUCCUCUGCCUUGGGAUGGAUGCUAUCACGUCGCGCGUACAGAUGUACGCAUCAAGACCGAGAAUGGGCCUCUGAACCCACCUCAUUCUCUGGGCCCUGCCGAACGUGUAGCACUUGUCAACGCGCUCAGGGAUGACGAGGAGCGAAGAGAGUGCCUGCGCGACUGCGCAGCGAAGGGAAUACCCCCGCCACCCGCUGCCCCAAGCGGGAGAACUCUUGCUGGUGCCCGGGUGGCCGACAGGGAGAUUUCGGACACUCCUCACUGGCAGAUCAUGGAGGCAAAGGCAGAGGCGAACCGCCUGGCCUGGGGGGACGCCGAUAGCGUGUACUCGGACGCGACCAGUCAAUCGAAUGAGAGUGACGACGAAGCGUCUUCGUCUGGUUCGGCGCAUACCGAGUUUGGCGCAGAGGACAGCCCCGCAACGGACGACCAAGCUGCUAAUGGUGUCGCCGAGGUCGAGAACGACAUCCUCGCUGCCCUCAUGUAUCGUGCGGACCUGGGCAACACCUCGCCGGUCAUCGUACCGCUCUCGUACGACCUGAGCACCCUAUCCGCACCUCCUUCGCCGACAGGGUUCAUGGAAGAAUUGGAAGCUAUUCGGAAGAUACGCUCCGACUACGAAGAACGCGUGCGAGAUCUCAAAGAAGAGGUUCGGCGCCGCGACGCCGAGUACAUGGCGGUCAUCCAAGCGCGCCGUGUCGGAGACCCUUCGUCACAAUCCAAGUGGCCGCUUCUCGGGGGCUUCGUGCCAUUCACCAACAAUGUGAAGGCUCGCCUGGGGCAACGCUCACUGAGCGUACAGGAAGCAAUUGGUGGUCUUGUAAAGGACAACUUUGAGGUCUAG